Messenger RNA from Colletotrichum costaricense, 1551 nucleotides. RefSeq lists its product as uncharacterized. The transcript is spliced from 4 exons. The coding region runs from base 1 to 1551 and encodes 516 amino acids. NCBI's taxonomy places the organism in Eukaryota, Fungi, Ascomycota, Sordariomycetes, Glomerellales, Glomerellaceae. The record is from RefSeq and is a predicted model, not a curated record.
AUGUCCAGCAACAUGACUUUGCCCUGGUGGGCAUCGCUGCCAAACUUGACUUGGAAUGUGACCGCCAACUGUUCGUCACUGGGCAACUUUGCGAACAGCAUUAUCCGCACCUCUCCGAAAUUGGACUAUUGCAAUGUCCACAUCAACGCCCUUUCCAAUCUGGUUCAGUCCUCCUUCAAAACCAAUUCUACGGGAGAGCUUGGCUACGGCACACCUCAGCAGAUAGCGUCCUGGUACCUAUCUGCGUGUGGUUGUGUCUCAAAGAUCGCUAAUGCUACUUGCGACGUUGAAACAACUUCGAGUGCCUUGGAUUUCAUAGACGCAGUCCAAUUAGAGCUCGAAAAGUCGGCAAACACGACGUGUAUCGACGAGCUCCGCUGGUCUCUUGGGAUUCAAGGCAACGCUGAUAUCGCGGGUGUUGGGGUUAUGGUCACUUUCUGUAUCGAGGCCUGGCUCAUUAUCGCUUUCUAUGUCGCCAAGGUUGUGGAAUAUUAUGCCGGAAACCGCAUCUUGAAGGCCCUAGAAGAGCCAAAAGACCGCGUCCCAGAUUGGCGGAUGUCGACCUACCGCAGCCUCAUGAGUGCUUUUAAAGAGACCUUGGAAACGUUCUACUCGAGCUCCGUUUUCCUGAGUCUAGGCUUAGUAACUGCCUCGAUCCAUACCGCCGCUGCCGCCUCAGGCAACGGACAAGACAGACAAGUAGAACGAUGGAUGGCUGGCGAAGAUCUCACCGUGUAUGACUCGCAACUCUCGGCUCUGGCAUCGCUAUUCAGUAUUCAGGUCACAUUCAUGGCUAGCUUGAUGCUUCAGGAAGCAGCAAGACGUCGAGGCCUGGUGAUUUUGACCACUGUUGCAGUCUUGGCCCUCUUAGGGGUUCUACUUGUGACGUUGGUCAGCUUGAUAGUGUGGCAAACCGUGCAGCUGCCCAAGGUUGUCGAACAGUUGCUCCAGGACACGCUGCAGAUCACAUAUAUGAAAAAAGGGACAGCCGGAAAGGAAGUACCGUCGACUCCUGAGGCUGGAGAAAGUGAUCCGGAUUCGGAUCCGAGAUCUGAAGAGGAUGGACUAUCGUCGAACCGAACAGGUGGACAGAAGAAACAGCCGCCAACUCAAAUUAUUGGAGACAAAGAACACCAGACAUCUCAAAACGUUGGUGUGGGAGGUUCAUCGCUUGGUCAAACCUCUGGAAAGCGGGAACAGUCGACGCCUUCGAAGGCUGCAAAGGGAGAACAACCACCAGCACAACUCCUCGCAGCCGAGUUCCGGGUCGUACAGACGAUAUUGAUGGGCAUGAUGCUCGCGACACUCGGAAUCUUCUUUGAUUUUCGCGAACAGACUAUCAACAGCGGCGCAGCGGGUGACCCGCAACUCGAAUGGAGCUUCGGGCAAAUUGUGGUUUUGACGACAUGGAUUCCUGUGAUUCUCAUCUUCUGGAGCACAUUCUUCUUUACACUUUGCUUUGAAAUUAUGAUAGCCCCUCAGAAGCGCAUGCCGCCUAGGUCUGGGUCAGACUUCAGGUUUGGUAGGGACCGACUAAGUCGCACCGCUUAA